Messenger RNA from Anarrhichthys ocellatus (wolf-eel), 5406 nucleotides. RefSeq names its product protein phosphatase 1, regulatory subunit 12A (gene ppp1r12a). Gene Ontology annotation, cellular component: A band; Z disc; cytoplasm. The coding region runs from base 107 to 3478 and encodes 1123 amino acids. Gene Ontology annotation, molecular function: enzyme inhibitor activity; protein kinase binding; phosphatase regulator activity. The transcript has 27 exons. Gene Ontology annotation, biological process: signal transduction. The record is from RefSeq and is a predicted model, not a curated record. Lineage: Eukaryota; Metazoa; Chordata; Actinopteri; Perciformes; Anarhichadidae.
CCUCCCUUCCCACGCCCCAGUGCGCUGUGGGAUAGUGGCACUAUAAAGUAUAUCCUCUCUCGGAGAAAGAUAAGAAGAAGCCCGAGACAGACAGAUCAGGAGGGGGAUGAAGAUGGCGGACGCCAAGCAGAAGAGGAAUGAGCAGUUAAAGCGGUGGCUGGGCUCGGAAACGGACCAGGAGCCUCCUGUUCUGAAGAAGAAGAAGACGAAGGUGAAGUUCGACGAUGGCGCCGUGUUUCUGGCCGCCUGCUCGAGCGGCGAUACCGAGGAGGUGCUCCGAAUGCUUGACCGAGGCGCUGACAUCAACUACGCCAAUGUGGACGGUCUCACCGCCCUCCACCAGGCAUGCAUAGACGACAAUGUUGACAUGGUGACUUUCCUGGUGGAGCACGGAGCCGGCAUCAACCAGCCGGACAAUGAGGGCUGGAUCCCCCUACACGCUGCAGCCUCCUGUGGAUACCUGGACAUAGCGGAGUAUCUCAUCAGCCAGGGUGCCAGUGUAGGAGUUGUGAACAGUGAAGGAGAGACACCUCUGGACAUCGCUGAAGAGGAGGCGAUGGAGGAGCUCCUUCAGAAUGAGAUCAACAGACAAGGGGUGGACAUCGAGGCGGCCCGGAAAGAGGAGGAGCGGGUCAUGCUGAGGGACGCCCGGCAGUGGCUCAACAGCGGCCAGAUCCAAGACAGCCGGCACACCAAGUCCGGAGGAACGGCGCUCCACGUAGCUGCUGCGAAGGGAUACGUCGAGGUUUUAAAGCUUUUAAUCCAAACAGGGUAUGAUGUAAAUAUUAAGGACUACGAUGGCUGGACUCCUCUACAUGCGUCGGCACACUGGGGCAAAGAGGAGGCCUGUAGGAUACUGGUGGAGAAUCUAUGUGACAUGGAUCUCAUCAAUAAAAUGGGCCAGACAGCUUUUGACGUAGCAGACGAAGAUGUUCUUGGAUACUUAGAAGAACUACAAAAGAAACAGAAUCUGCUGAUAGGCGACAAGAAAGACGUUAAGAAAUCUCCUUUGAUUGAAACGACAACCACCGGGGACAACAACCAAUCACUGAAGCCGCUCAAGAGCAAAGAAACGGUGCUUCUGGAGCCAGAGAAGAUCGCCCCACGCAUCGAGACCUCGGAACCGGAGAAGGUGGAUGAAGGAGAGGAGGGGAAGAAGGACGAAUCGAGCUGCUCCAGUGAGGAAGAGGACGACGAGGAUUCAGAGUCGGAGACGGAAGCAGACAAGAGCAAGCCGUCAGCGUCGGUGAGCAACAGCACGACGCCCGCCCCGACCGGCAUCACCGUGUCGCCUCCAACCAGCCCAACCAACCAGGUGACAACCCCCACUUCACCGGUAAAUAAGUUUGAUUGUGUUACUCCCCUCAUGCCUGUGGCGGAGCCAGGCUGUCCUGCAUUGUGGCGUCAAGGCUUGCGCAAAACUGGCAUUUCUCUAGCGCCCAAAAAACCUAUGCCCACUCAGCCUGCUGGAAAGGUCUCGACUAAAGUGGAGGAGGAGAGGAAGGACGAGUCUCCGGCGUCGUGGCGGCUGGGUUUGAGGAAGACGGGCAGCUACGGGGCGCUGGCCGAGAUCACCGCCACCAAGGAGGCUCAGCGGGAGAAGGACACGACCGGGGUGAUGCGCUCGGCCUCGAGCCCUCGCCUCUCCUCCUCUCUGGACAACAAAGAGAAAGAGAAGGAAAAGGAUAAAGGAACUCGUCUCGCCUACGUGGCCCCGACCAUCCCCAGGAGACUCGCCAGUACUUCAGACAUUGACGAGAAGGAGAACAGGGACUCCACUGCUCUGAUACGCAGCGGCUCGUACACCCGGCGGCGCUGGGACGACGACCUGAAGAACAGCGAAGGAAGCGCCUCCACCAACCGAACCCCCAGCUACCAGCGCAGCACGUCCCACACGCUAGCACUAGGGCGGAGCGGCAGCACGCGGGACGUGCCAGCCAAGUCUUCGUCCACCUCCAGCUUGGACCCUAACACCUGUAACACUAAACCCUGGCAGCCACCCACCUCCCACUACCAGUCUUACAGCAUUUACCGCAGCGGCUCUUUUGGCAGAAGACACGAGGACCUGAGUUCCUCGACCACCUCCUCCACGACGACCACCUCCUCAUCUGUUACCUCGCCCACUGGCCAUCGCGGCCUGCUCUCCAGCCUGGGCUCCUCCACCCGCCCUGGCUCCACCAGUCUCACCAGCAGGUACUGGUCAGAGGAGAGUGCAGAGAGAGAAAAGGACAAGGAGAAGGAGUCUGCUGCAGUCAUCCCCACGAUGAACACCGGCUCCACUACGACCAGCACAUCGACCACUACCACCAGCGCCAUAUCUACCACCACCACCACCACGGGCAUCGUCACUGGCUCUGAGAGACGCCGGUCAUACCUGACGCCAGUGCGAGAUGAGGAGUCAGAGUCCCAGAGGAAAGCUCGCUCCAGACAAGCUCGACAGUCAAGGAGGUCCACCCAGGGUGUGACGCUGACUGACCUGCAAGAGGCGGAGAAAACAAUCGACAGGAGUCGUACCCCAAAGACCCGAGAGGAGGAGAAGGAGGAGAAAGAGAAGCAGGACAAGGAGAAGCAGCAGGAGGAGAAGAAAGAGAUGGAGGUCAAGGAAGACGAUUACCGAUCGAAGUACCGCAGCUUCGAAGAGCGCUACCGGCCUUCGUCUUCCUCCUCUACCUCGGCCAUUUCCACAGUCAGCACUGCCUCCACCCCGUACACUAGCACCGCUUUGUCCUCCAGUUCCAGCUCCCUCAACAGGCCCAACAGUCUCACGGGCAUCACCUCCUCCUAUAGCCGUUCCUCCAGAGACACAGAAAAAGAAAUAGACAAACGGGAGGAGGAGAAGGAGGGAGAGGACAAGUCUCAGCCUCGCUCCAUCCGGGAUCGCAGGCGGCCCCGCGAGAAGAGGCGCUCCACCGGCGUCUCCUUCUGGACCCAAGAUGGUGAUGAAAAUGACCCUGAUCAGCUGUCGGACUCAGAGGAAGGCAGCACCAAGGGAGAGCCACAGAGUGACAGAUUGUCCAGGAACGAGAGCACUUCAUCAAUAGAUCGCAACGACAUUCUCUUCAGCCGUGGCUACGGGGAGAGUCGGAGGACGUACUCGAGCCGACUGGACAGAGACGACGCCACUGACUACAAGAAGCUCUACGAGCAGAUCUUAGCUGAGAACGAGAAGUUGAAGGCCCAGUUACGUGACACAGACGUGGAGCUGGCCGAAUUGAAGCUACAACUAGAGAAGGCCACACAGAGGCAGGAACGCUAUGCCGACCGAUCACAGCUUGAGAUGGAGAAAAGGGAAAGAAGAGCUCUAGAAAGGAAGAUUUCUGAGAUGGAGGAGGAACUUAAGAACCUCCCCCAGGUAAAGCAGGUUCAGGCCCUGCGGCAGGUUAAGGAGCGGCUGCAGGCUGAGAACCGGGCCCUGUCCCGAGUGUUGGCAAAGCUCUCGCAGUCCGCCUGCAGCCAGCUGCCCACCGUCGACCUCUAAGCUACGUCCGUCUGUCCACCACCUCCUCCUCCUCCUCCUCUUUCUUCCUCACCUUCCCCCUCCCCAAACCCCAUUCUUCUCAUGCUCCAUUCGUGCUCUGCCCGCACCCAUAGACAGGCAGGUGCCCAGCCGCUCAACCACCUCUGGUUUUGUAAACUUUCAGCCCCCUCUGCCUCCCCAGAGCUUUUGGUUUUCAGAUUGGGGAGGGUGUUGUUUUUAGUUCUUACAACAGGACACUCUCCUUCUACAGAACAGUAUCUAAAAACAUCCUAAACCAACAUGGUAGAUAAAACAAGCCCCGGGUAAGUAUGUCAGCUGUCUGAACUGACUCCAUUGAAUCAGAGUUUGCUGUAAAGGAAAGUGUCCUCUGUAGUUUCUCGUUGUGACGCUUCCAUCAGAGGGAGCGCACGUCUUCAGUUUGGCUUGUUCUGGCUUCUUUGCAUGAACUGGCUUCCCUGUAAAUCUUCAGAGACUGAAACUUUAUUUCUUUAUUUUUUUCUUUCUUUACUCCCCAAAUUUUUAAUUUGACAGAUGACAUCAACAAAUCUAAAAGUGAGCUGCAUGGACCGACAGCAGUGUAUAAAGUAACUCGCUCUACGUCAGGACAUGAAUAUCUAAGCUAGCGGUUGAUCGUCAUCUGUAUUAAAUGAGUUUGUUUUUAAGGGGACUGAAUUCUCUUGUUGUUGAGUGUCGGUGUUGAUCGUGAUUUUUCUACUGAAAGUUGUCGUCAUCACAGCAUCUGCACAUUCUUCUUUAAAGAAGAGCAAAACACCAGUUCACGUAGUAAAGUCUGUAAUCAAGUAGAAUUAAAGUCACACCGCUGCACAAAUAGGUGGAUUUUUCAGGAGUGCGACUGUGACUUUACUCAUCUGCAGUCAGAUAAAGUCUCGUUCUAACGAUAAACAUCCAAAAAGAGGAUGUUGUGGAGCGUUAACUCGGAUACUAUGGAACCCGGCAGGUGUCACGUUGAGGAAAGAUGCCUUCUGCUCUUAAAUUAUCUCCAAUAAUCUCAUCUUGACAUAUGCUUAAUGGAUGUUCCCAGAUGUUGUUUAACGAGCUACGGAAAUCUGACGCAUAUCCAAGGUCCUCAGAUUCAAUAGAGAUCUGCAUUGAAUCCACGUGUUUCAUUCAGAUUAGAGUCUCCUUGGUGGAGCCCAGAGGCACCCACCUGUCACUCAAAGGGGCCCUUAAUUCAUCAGAACUUUAUGCCUUAAUAUGAUGUAAACGGGUGAGUUUAUAUUAGAAAGUUCACUCCCGUACAGUUGUCAUGAAGGAAGAUAUCGGCUAUAGACCAAAUAGUUUUUUCUACCAAAGUGUAAACAUGUGAAGUUGGGUCUGUUGGGAGUUUUGGAGCCAUUUUUACAGGAACAUUGGCUUCAUUUUUCAGCACUUUGGUUCCACUACAACGCUGUAAACAGUCUGUGCACACAAGUAGCCUCCAAAGCUGAAACAACAGCCAAUGUAGCAUCACAGCUGUACCGUUGAGCGUCUGUAAUAAAAACGAUAACAUAAUGAUAUUUACAUGGUCAUAUGACCAAUCAAAGAGUGUCUCCUGCCACCCGCUGGGCUCUCUGAAAUCCUAUUCGAUGAUCCAAAAGUGACUUUGUGCGUCUCUGCUGUGUUUAAUGGCUGCUGGUGAGCAGCUGUUCAGAUGCUGCAUGGCUUCCUCCAGACCUUUGGCCCGUGGUGUGCCCGCUUUUACUCUUUUUACUGAGAACCAGGAAGUGUUUUUUUAUUUAUUUGUUUAAAGGGGAAAAUAAAACAUGAGAGAUGCUGUGUGACUCCAAGAUUGCAAGGCUGUAAUUAACAGUUUGUGGCCUGACUGGUGUAACGACUCGGUGUAUCGGUCGAGACUUGUCUAAGCCUUCUCUGUCUCUCUCUCUCUCUCUCUCUCUCUCUCUCUCUCUCUCUCUGUGUGUGCGUCUCCU